Molecule: messenger RNA, 4747 nt
Organism: Spodoptera litura
Lineage: Eukaryota; Metazoa; Arthropoda; Insecta; Lepidoptera; Noctuidae
Source: RefSeq, a predicted model, not a curated record
AAAGCAGCAAGAAAGACAACUAAACGAACGCUAUUUUGUGAAAAGCGAUUGUUUCGAAAAUAUAUGACAACAUGAAAUAAUUAAAUAGCGGGCACCGCGUAAAUAAUUUACUGUGUUCGCGGUAUAACAUUGUGAUAACAGUAUUAGGCGUCUAUGUAAUAUAACUGGGCGCGUGUGAGUUUGCGGUGACUCGUGUCAUUGAUAUUGAUUUCUUUUAUUUUCUGAGAGAACAAUUCGAAAAUGAUUUAGCUGGAUCAGUGGGUGCUACGUGCCAUUUAUUAAAUGUGUGACUGUUAAAGAACAGUAAACAACGAAUAAUAUGUUUGGAGUCGAAAGCCGUGUGUGAUAAUGUGAGGACAAAAUGAAAACUAAGAGUUUUUUGCUGUUUUCAACGUCGGUGUUUGCAAUAAGUAUAUUCCUCAUAGUAUUCCACUCGCAGCCGCCGCAGUCUAUUCAAAGUAUUGUCACGCAAACACAUCAGCACCUUAAGGAUUUUCAGGCGUCGUUGUCCCAGCAGGAGAACUUGCGGGAUGUGGAAGAGAACCACCUGGUGCAGGAGGAACAGUACUCGCGCCUGCUGGGGCUGGACGGCCACCAGGAGCUGUGGCACAACACCACGCUGCCUGCGCUCGUGACGUACGCGCGCAACGACGCGCACGCUGAAGCCGUCAGCUUCAUCCGCGCCGCCGCAAAGCUGCCCUAUACAGUGCUACUCUACAAUCUUGGAUUGAAACCUUACUCCUUGUCUGUGGUUUCCAACUACUGCAACUCUUCGAAAUGUGCCAUCAUCGACCUGGACCUGGACACGUUUCCAUCGCAUGUGAGCGAUGAGAGCAUACACGCCGUGCGCCCGCUCAUUAUACAGCACGCGUUAAGCCGCGUAGGUGGUGUUAUAUUCUGCGAGGCGUCGCAGCGAUGGGCGGGCACGGCGGGCGAGCUGGCGGCGCUGUGGACGCGCGCGGCGGCCGGCGGCGGCGUGCUGGCCUGGCCGCGCCGCGCCGCCGUCACCAGCCUCACGCACCCGCGCAUGUUCCACUACUUCCACGCCACCAUCGACGACUUCCUCUUCGUGCAGAUGAUGGACGUGACGCGGCUCAUCGUCGUCAACAAGCCCUCCGUGGUGGACAUCAUGCGCCCCUGGAUACAGUGCGCACUCACUCUCGAUUGCAUCAUGCCUAUAGGUGCACAGUCAGUGGGCUGCAGGUUCGAUAAGAAGCCGCAGUACCGGUACUCGGGCUGCCACGGGCAGGACGCGUCGGCGCUGAGCAUCGUGCUGGGGCUGCGCUCGGGCUUCGAGGAGUCCGCGUACGUGGUGCGCGCGCGCGCCCGCUGGCGCACGGUGAGCGCGGCGGGCGCGCGCGCCGAGCUGCGCCAGCUCCUGCGGAACUCCACCGAGGACUACCGCACCGAGCACGCCGCCGCCGCAGACUCGCUCACGGCGCACGCCGCCUGAGCGGCCGAGUGAUGCCACGAGUACGGAUUUGUCAGUGACGACGGGAGACGACGACAACAGUUAGAAUUAAGAUAAAAAAAGUAAUUGGAUAUGUUAGUGAGACCAAAUUUUGACAUUAUUUUAUAUCAUUCCAUUUGAUGAAAAUACGCCAAAUAGAUGAGAUUUUGUUGUUUGAAUUUUGAAAAUUCGUAUUGGUUUAGAAAUUAGUGAAAGACAUAUUUAUUAGACGCGUAAGUACAAGGCAUAAUCCAGAGAGUCGUUAGCAAUCCUAUGUAAUGGUGAGAAGAUAAGCUGAGUAUGAGUAUUAGCAACUAUUCAUUUGCCAUAUUGGGUACAAAGUAACAUUGUUCGGUUUAGUAUAUUUCGGAGCCUGCGAUAAAUGAAAUGUUACCUUUGUCAAUUGUUUAUAUUGCCUAAAUUCUAAAUGUUAUAACAGUAUUGUUUGUUACUGAAUAGUUUCGUUACAGCAAUCAUGUAUUUGCUACCUUCUAAAGGUGCGGAGCACGAGUGGAUGCGAGUUACUUGUUGUUUACCAUUUAUUUUAUAGUUGUAGUAUUAUUUUGUUUGAUAAAUUAAUCGCGUUUAGAGCGAGAAAGGUGCUGACCGAAGUGGCAGCGUAAUGAUGACUGAAGCAUUUGCGCAAACACCACGAAGAUACGAUCCUAUGUGUAGGCUGUGUCGCAGUCCUGCACUGCUAACCAAGUACAAAGAUGCCGUGUCUGGUGUAACGAACGAGAUUCUGUCGUCAGCUGUGAAUUACUUACUAGGAACAUAUUUUGUGUUGAUUGAGUUGUACAUAAGUGUGUACAUUAGACGUUAGUAUGUAAAGUAGUGCUCCAUGUUUCGGAACUACGGUAGUUUAAGUUGGCGGAGCACGCCGGUCGUGUGACGGCCCGCGUCCAGCGUUUGUUGCUAUGUUAGUGGUUAGUGCAUCGAUACUCAUUAGUCAUAAUUUAUACGUGAGCCUUUUGUCGAGCAAUAUUAUACUUUACGGUAAGUACACACUAGCACGUGCUUGUACCUCGCAGUCGCAACAUACCGGCUACAUAUUGGCUCAAAAUUAUUUCAUUUCUAAAACUGAAUACCUGAACAAUAGGGUAAAUAUGCAGGCUAUUUAUUUAUUCUUAUCUUCAUUUGUAUGUCAAUGAAUUAGAACAAAUAUUCGUCUAAAAUGGCAACAGUUUAUAAAACAAAGCACCUUAUCUUGAGGCACAGAUUAUAUCAUUGAAAUCAUUGUAAGUAUAUUAAAGAUAGUUCACCUGUUUGCGGGCAAACAGCAACCAGUGACUGUAAUAGCCGGGUAUUUUACGUACUGCCAAAUAUUUUGAUUCAGGAUCUUGUCAUGUGUCAUUAUGUUCUUAUUUAUAAAUACGUUUAUACAGAGUGUCCACCAAGUAAAUGGUGUACAUUUACUUGGUGGAGCCGGGCAGUCGGCUUCACGUUACAUCGCGCGUAGGACAUGUGUCAGUCCAUGUAAGGAGGAAGAGGGAUGUAACGAGACGAACGGUGCAUAUCGGUGUUUAAUUUUGAUGUAUUUUGUGAAGAUACCAUGUUUGGUUGUGAACUGUUAUGAAAACUAGUUGUGUACCUGCAUGCACGACCUACUUAGUUCGCCGCAUCCAAUGUGAUAUACUUAAGUAUUUAUUACUUUUAUUAGCAGCGUGUAUCUGUACUCCGUACACGGUGCCCUGGCGAGACAGAACGAGUACCGCACGAGUAUCGUUUUAUGUUUUGGCCGAUUUUUAUAUUCACCUUAUAUUCUCGUAACACGAAAUCCAAAGUGAAUCAACGUGAACUCGAAUAAUAUAGGAAUCGAAACAUGCAGGAGUCACUGUAACUCAUGUUUAGGUAUUAUACCAUAUUGUAAUAUGAUUGUAUUUUAAAGCACAGUUAUCAUAGCUGUAUCACACUUUUGUAAAGACCUAUACAUAUUUAUUUUGAGAUUGAUCGCGUAUACCUAUAGCCUCUAAAUGUAAGGAUCUCACGGUUACUUAACGCAGCCUAAAUUAAGUGUUUGUACCUAUCUGUAAUCAUGACCAACAUUUACGUAAGUUUAUAAUGUUUUUACUGUAACUUGGAUACUGGGAACUGCUAAUUGUUCAAAAUUUUUCACAUUCUCUUUGAGUUUGUCACAGUUUGUAAAUGCGUAGGUAAUUCUGUUUAUAAACAACGAAGGAAUCGUUGAUCCGUAGUGUGCUCUCCUCUCUGUAAUGAUCUAGACUCAUGUACUUGUAGCGAGUGAGCAGCCGCUGUACCGAGAUAGUGUUGAGCAAGUUGCCAGCUAGUAGUGUCGCGGACGGCGCCGAGCCGUGCCGCGUUAGAUAAUACGAGAUCUAGUCCUUAUGGUAAUAGUUAAUAAGUUGGUUUUUUCAAAUAAAAUUUUAACAUGUGCUUAGUGCGUUGCAACACUUGAGUCAACUGAACGAUGCAAGAUAAUCAAUUGCACUAUCACUGUAUUUAAUUUAAGUUUCUAUUGGACGAUAAUAAUGAUUGAUGUCCGCGCCGCGCUGCAAAAUUACACUACUUACCUACAGAGCACGGCUCAUAUUUAGAUAAACAAAUUAAUGAAUGUUGGCUCAGUGAAGGACGACGCAUUACGCACUUGUAGAUAGAUACCUGUUUGGUAAAAUAGAUAAUAUCGUACUGCUUAUAUUAACCCUUUUGAAGUUUAUAAAACCUAAUGGAUAGGAUACGUAUAUACUUAUUGAAUUUAUACAAUGUAAUAAUGUAAUUAUAAUACGAUAUAAAUACGACCACGUUUGAACUGUAGUGUUCUGCCAAAUGCAUCACAUUCUUGUGACAUGUUUGCGUAAGUGAUGCAAGGGCCGCGCUGUUGCAUAACGGAGUAUUUGUAUCUUUCCCUCGCACUCUCUAGGUUUAAUUGUAAAGUUAUAUCGAAACACGCCCAGCGUGCUGCUGCUGUGGGUGGCUUUUUACGAAUGACAUUAUUGCUAUCUUUCCCUUUGGAAUCAUAUCUACGUGAAUUGCUUUCGGGUACUACAAUCUUGUUGAACCCCAAGUUGCGAGCCAAAUAUUUUGCCAAACCUCGCAGCUGGUUUGAUAGAUAAGGGUUCAGACACUACUCUUCAAACCUUGCUUCAUCAGGCCCCCCGGCAGUCCCCGACAGCAGUUGCAUGCAUGUGUGCGUUCGUGUGUCCGUGUGCAUUGUGUGUGAAUGCCUGCUGUAUGAUCAUUGAUCUUGUUUAGCGUAUUUUUUAAACAAAUGCAGCUUUUACAUACGCAUAUCUUUAUCAACAAGUGAUAAUUAUUUAUUAAACGAUGAUUAUGACAUUA